Molecule: messenger RNA, 4656 nt
Organism: Thalassophryne amazonica
Lineage: Eukaryota; Metazoa; Chordata; Actinopteri; Batrachoidiformes; Batrachoididae
Product: titin homolog
Exons: 6
Coding region: 214-4641 (1475 amino acids)
Source: RefSeq, a predicted model, not a curated record
AGCGGCGGAGCGGUUCUUUGGGACUCGGGAACACUGCAACCUGACACGGGACCUCAGCCAGCCAUGCUAACUCAACCAGCUAACUUAGCUCACUGCUAGCUGCCGUGUUAACCUACACUGGUCACAAAUAUUCCACGGAGGUGGAUAAAUGUCUUUAAAGUUUGUUGGAAAGGACAGCAUCUGUGAGUUUCCGCUUUGGUGCUGGUGGAGGGAAUGGCUGCUCAAGUGGAGAUUCAGUCUGGGAACGUAGGGAGAACAGUGGUAGGACGGCUUCACUUCAGUCCCUUAACGGACUCCAGCAACAUGAGUCCUAUUGAAAUCCCUUCCAACAAUCAGUUGGUUAUCUCUGCAGAGCCCAGUAAACCUCCCCCAGGUCCCAAACCACUGCUCAGUCCUAAACCAUUUUCUUUGGAGAAAAGCUCAUCUAUUAAGCCCAUAUUAGCACCUAAGCCACAAACUAAGCCGAGACCAGAGUCUACUCUGCUGGCUGGAUACAAACCUGAACCUUCAAGCACUUCAAAACCACAACCAUCAGUUGUUACUGACAAACUGCGGCCAGUGUCAACCAACCUCAACCGUCCUGCACCUACCUCCUUUAAACCCUCCUUGCUGAUUACUGGCCAAACAACCAAGCCUGUAGCCCAGCCAGUGAAACCAGGACCCUCUACAGACACUGAGAAACCCGCCACUCUUCUGCCAGCAGACGGGCACAAACCUGGAAAAUCACAUUUGGCCAAAAGUCCCGUCAAAGCUCCUGCAGCAGAGUGGCCUGGAACCACUAAAAAUGAAGUGCAGGACCAUAAGAAAUCCAGUAGUGGUGUGACUUCUAUUACCAGAGCUAAGUCCAUGGGCUUCCUCAUGCAGAUGAGCCAAGAGGAAAAAGACAAACAGAAACCUGAUGGUGCUGUGCCAAUGCGGCCACAACCAAGAAGUUCCAGGUCCAGGCCUGUUUCGGCUAUUUAUUUUGCCCCGCCUCCAUUCAACACAGACUCACCAGUUCCUGCCUCUCGCUGGAUUGGCAGGCAGCCUCUGUCAGCUGAUCUCACUUCCAAGUUUGAGUCUAUUGGCCUUUCUUUGCACCACAGAAGUCCAACAGUGAAGCCAAAGGAGAAGUCACCAUUGGCUGAAAAAGAGCAAAACCUUAAAGGUACUAUACCUGAAGAUGGUGGAGCAAAACUGACAGUGCCAGACCAAGGCAACAAAAAGACAGAGGAACUGGGUGCAAGACCAUUGGAGGAGGAUAAGUGUGGACUUAGCGUCAAGAGAAGAAUAAGUCUGCUCCUUGAUUCUUUGCCUUCUCCAGCAGAAGUUGAUUCAGGCCAAGGAUCAAGUCCUCACACGGGUGUGGAGCUGGUCCCUGAAACUGAACCUCAGCUGGGUGUUAAACAGCUCAUAAAACAACUGACCGAAGACACAACACAAACUCAGAGUCCACCAGAGAAACCAGCACCAAAGCCUCGCCCUUUGCCCCGUAACCUAACCAAAAGAUUCUCUGCUGAGAGGACACUAGACCAUGGCCUCCAUGAGGUGAUGGACCCCCCGGAGAGCAGCACUGAACCUCAGCGGAAGGUUGAUGAGUCAUCAAGUUUCUCCAGUGACCAGGUGAUGUUGGUGGAUACGAAAGACUCCCAUGAUCAAUCCAUGAAGGCUUCCAUGUUUGUAGAGUAUGUGGACGGACUGGCUGUUGACAGCACUGUGAAGGACAGCGGCCCCAGCAGUCAAGUACAGACAGUCCGUGCAUCUAUGUUUGAAAAUGUUGUGGAGAGACACAGUGUGCUUAUGAUGGAGGAGGGCAAGCAUGUUAACAUGGACAAGGACGUCAGUCUCCCACCAACUAAUAAAGGAAGUAUCAAUGAAGAAGGAACACUCGUCACUGCCGUCUAUAAGGAGCCUGUAUCUCCGCCCGGUCCUCUGCAAAUAAUGCAUUCCUUUGACACCGUGCAAGCAGUGGAAGGCAGCAAGGCCGUGAGCGAGAGCGUCCCAUCAGCCCAGUGGGAGGACAAAUUCAUGACUCUACGCGCCAGGCGCUCAGAAAGAAACAGCCCAGCGGCAGAGAGUUCUAGUCCAGCACCAGCAGAAGAUGCUUUGGCCAUGUUGAAAGAGCAACAGCCACGAUACCUGCGAGUGGGAGCUUUGCAGAAAUGGAAGACUGCAGACCUCAACCAAGAGGCAGGUCUGAACAGAGAAAAACUGAAGGAAGCAGAAAAGAUGAAACAAGUCAUUUUGGAGAAUAGGGGGCAGUGGGAGACGGAACAGGAGGAAGUGGCCGCUGCGCCGAAACGCCUGAAAAUGUUGCAGCCAGAAGAACAUCUGAAGCCGAAAGAAACCUACUUUGCUUUGACUGGACAAAUACAGGAGCUGGGUUCUCCUGUAGAUGUUGGGAGGGAUGUGAGCCUGCAAUUUGAAGAUUUUUCUGUGAGGACUGUGAGCUCUCAGGGGAAGAGCGCUCCAUUCAGGAGGAAUCCUUCUUUAGAUGAGGCGCUGCGAACAAAUGCUCACAUUCAAGUCGAGAGUUUGACGACAAGAAGCCACAAAUCAGACAGGGAGACUGGAUCAGUUCUGGACAGGCAGAUGACAGAGGGGGUAUUGGGUAUUGAAAAGAAGAAAGAAUGCAAAAAGAACAUACAAAAGGGAAGAGUGAAAGAACUUGAAAAAGAAACCCUGAAAGAGCUUGAAAUGAAACGGCAAGCACAUGCAGAGUUUGCACGGAUGAAGGAGCUGGAGAUGCAGAGAGAGUUUGAAAGACGACAGAAAGCAUUUGAGAAGGAGAAACGAGAAUUAGAGGAAAGUGAGAGGCAGAAACAACUUGACAAUGAGAAAAGACAAGAAUUAGAGAAGGAGCAUGUAAGAGAGAGACAACAGCAACUUGAAAGACAACAGGAGUUGGAGAAGCAAAAGGAGAUGGAAAGGGAGAAACGGCGCUGGUUGGAAAAAGAGAGACAACACGAACAGAAGAGACAGAGGGAGCUUGACAAGGCAAGACAGGUACUGGAAAUCCAAAAGGAACGGCAGAAAAUGGAAGACAUGGAGAGGAGACGGAAGCAGAAAGAAAAAGAGAGGCAGCAGCUCGCGGAGCAGAGACUUAAAGAGGAGGCAGAGAAACAGAAACAGCUCGCAGUGCAGCAGGAGCUGGAGAGACUGAAAGAGAUUGAAAGAGAAAGGGAGAUGGAGAAGGAGAGACUGAAAGAGAUGGAAAGAGAAAAGGAAAGACAAAGGGAGAUGGAGAAGGAGAGACUGAAAGAGAUGGAAAGAGAAAAGGAAAGACAAAGGGAGAUGGAGAAGGAGAGACUGAAAGAGAUGGAAAGAGAAAAGGAAAGACAAAGGGAGAUGGAGAAGGAGAGACUGAAAGAGAUUGAGUGGGAAAAGCAGAAAGAGGCAGAGCGACUAAAACAAAGAGAUUUAGAAAGAGAGAGACAGAAACAACUCGAUAUUGUCAGACAACAAUUAGAAUACCAGAAGAUGAGACAACAAGAAUUGGAAAAAGAAAAAUGGCAUAAGGAGGAACUGGAAAUGUAUAAAGAGAUGGAAAAAAGAAAACUCCUGGAGUUUGAACAACAAAAACGAGAACUGACGGAGCAACAAGUGGAGGAACUCGAGAAAUGGAAGCUGAAGGAGAAAAUGCAAAGGGAGGAGGCAGAGAAAAUGAGACAGGUAGCAAAACUGCAAGAAGCAGAAAGACAGCGACUAAAAGAGAAGCAGCAGAUGGAGGCGCAGGAACGGAGGAUGUUGGACUUAUCGCUGUUUAGGCCUAAAGUGGUGGAUCUAGAUUCUGUGCUCCGAGAUGACAUGUUUUCCAAAACCCCUUCUCAACGAAGUGACUCUGCACCUCGAUGGAAGGAGGCCUCCCCCAGAGUUCAGCAGUCUUAUAAACCUGCCAUCCUUGACAUAGACUCUUUCACUUCCCUAAGUCAAACCUCGCAGAUGAAAGAGGUGAUGCCUGUUUCUGGAAUUCAGGGUAGAGAGAUGGGGAAUGGAUCCAGAAUACAGUCUGCUCCAGCUGAGAGAGACACCAGCCAAAAGGUGCCAUCACAGUCUUUGAUGGGUUUUCCAAGUUCAACAUGUGCACCACCCUGUCAUGAUCCCUGGGAGCUGGUGUCUAGUGAGUUGUUAGUGGACAGUCCAGUGGGUGGACAUGAGCCACCUAAAAAACACUUCACCACAUCCACUCUGGAACAGUUACUCUCCAAGCAGGAGGAGAGACUCCUUGCUCAACAGAGGACCUCAUCUGCUUCACAGUGCAAACAGUCUGACAUGACCUCCUUUUCCACAACUGAAGUGAAAUUUGCAAGCCAUCCUGAUGGUGGCUCCAGCAAGAUUUCAGCAGAACCGAGCUGGCUCUCAGCAGAACCGAGCUGGCUCUCAGCAGAACCAGAACUUCAGGACAGCAGGAAAGAACUUUUGCCUCCUCAGAGAUCUCAAGGAUCCCAGGAACUAACCAGGAUGCGAUCGCGCAGUGUGUCACGACGGUCGGUACCUUUGAAUAACUCUGUGGAGGGAAGCCUUUUCAGGAUGAGGAGUCGGAGCGCCCACCGAGAACAAGAGCACCAGCGCUGGGUGAGUUCAGCGUCACAACACCAGUGGAAACCCACACGGGGACAAGAUUUUCUAAAAAUGUCUUUGCUUUACUGCUUUCUGGCUUGAAAGUGUUGUGUGUGU